Diospyros lotus (date-plum) is the source of this 1603-nucleotide messenger RNA. RefSeq names its product protein trichome birefringence-like 34. The record is from RefSeq and is a predicted model, not a curated record. The coding region runs from base 185 to 1396 and encodes 403 amino acids. The transcript is spliced from 5 exons. Gene Ontology annotation, cellular component: Golgi apparatus. NCBI's taxonomy places the organism in Eukaryota, Viridiplantae, Streptophyta, Magnoliopsida, Ericales, Ebenaceae. Gene Ontology annotation, molecular function: O-acetyltransferase activity.
AUCAUGAGCAUCUUAUGGUUAGCUGGCCACUAUUAUAGAAGUUACAUAUUUUGCUCAUCACCUACACAAAAUAAAGCCAAAAAUUCCCAACGUAUGCUCUCUUCCCAUGGCUAUACAUAUAAUGCAGUGAUUAGAGAGAAGCCAUCAAGGGCAGGGGCAGCUAAUUAAUUAGUAGGGAAGCUUAAUGGCAAAGACAGUGGUGAUAGUCCUUGAAACAUGGGGGAUAAGGUGCAGCUUCCAUUGCUUCAUUGCCCUCCUCUUUGUCUUUGUAGUUGCCUCAGUUUAUCUUGCAGGAGAAACCGUGUGGAUGCUGGAUGAUCAGGCAAAGGUUUCAAACUCAUUGGCAAACUGCAAUCUCUUUUCCGGCAAGUGGGUUUAUGAUAACGAGUCUUACCCUCUGUACACAGAGAAAGAAUGUCCCUUCAUGUCGGAUGAGUUUGCUUGUGAGAAGUUCGGGAGAAAGGACUUGGAGUAUCAGAAGUGGAGGUGGCAACCACACCAGUGUGACCUUCCAAGAUUUAAAGCCAGUGCGCUGCUGGAGAGGCUAAGGGGGAAGAGGCUGGUGUUUGUAGGCGACUCCCUGAAUAGGGACCAGUGGGUUUCAAUGGUCUGUCUGGUCCACUCGGCCAUUCCACCAAACCGCAAGUUCAGGCUCAUCAAUGGCUCCUUGUUAACCUUCAAGGCCAUUGAAUACAAUGCCUCCAUUGAUUUCUACUGGGCGCCAUUGCUUGUGGAAUCGAACUCCGAUAACCCAGUGAGCCACCGCCUCCCAGAACGCAUCGUAAGAAUCAACUCUAUCGAGAAACACGCCAGGCACUGGACUGAUGCCGACAUUCUCGUCUUCAACUCCUACCUUUGGUGGAGAAGACCUGUCUUGAAGCUCCUGUGGGGAUCGCUGGAAAGGCCUGACAAUAUCACCAAAGAAGUAGAGAUGCUGCGAAGCUAUGAGAUGGCGCUGAGGACGUGGGCCGACUGGUUGGACAUUCAUGUCAACCGCUCCAGAACCCAGUUGUACUUCAUGACCAUGUCUCCCACUCAUCUUUGGGGUGGGGAGUGGGGGAAGGCUAGCACUGAGAACUGCUACAACGAAACACAGCCAAUUAUGAAAGAAGGGUAUUGGGGAUAUGGAUCAGAUAAGAGAAUGAUGAGAGUAGCAGAGGAAGCCAUUGAUGGACUAAGAAAGAGAGGUUUGAAGGUACAAAUGCUCGACAUAACGCAGCUUUCAGAGUACAGAAAAGAAGGCCACCCGUCCAUUUAUAGAAGGCAGUGGGUGCCUCUAACUGAAGAGCAAAAAUCAAACCCCACAAGCUAUGCUGAUUGUGUGCAUUGGUGCCUCCCUGGGGUCCCUGACGUUUGGAAUCAGAUCCUUUAUGCCUACCUUCUUUAUCUUUCAUAAUAAAUAAACUCAUUGAGUAAGGGCAGAUCAGCUUUUAAUGCUUAAUUUCGAGGCUUGUAAAAUCUUUCGAAUUUAAGAACUUGAGAGGCAACAAUUUUGCCAAAGCAAAACCAUCAUUUAUAUUUAAACACGUAUCCAUAUAUAUAUAUAUGGACUUUGUAACAAAAAAGAAACCUAAUAAAAACGAGAAUUGAUGAACACGUUGUG